GAAGAAUAUAAUUCAGCUCCAAGUUAGAAGACUUUUAGAAGUGUUGUCAUGGGAUGUUGCUCAAUCUGGGAAGUCUUGGCACUAAAUUAUGCUGCUAAGCAGAAGCUGGGCUGACACCACCCACAACUGGCUGUAGUUAACUGCAAGGACUUCUCCAAAGAGCAGCUGUGUACUUACACAAGGCUCCUGGACUCUUAUUCUGUAAAAUCCACAGGAGAGCAGCACAGGAAAAGAUCGGAGGGAACAGCUUCUGCUAGACUAAGAAAGAUGCUGGAGAGCUCUUCAGUCCCUUUGUUCAGUGUCUUCAUCCUGCUUUUCAUUUUGCUGCUCAUUGUGUUGCUCAUCAGGAAAAAUGCCACUGCUGCCCUUAUCUGGAAUGAAAUAAUCCGGGAGAAAGUAACCAAUUUCAUCAUGAAUCAGAGCAAAGAACAGAGGAUUUUAAACUUUGUGCUGCAGAAUGCAGUGCGAGGAGACCCCUGUAGUGUGCUGGACACUAUAGAUAAAUACUGCUCCCAGAAAGAGUGGGCCAUGAACGUGGGUGAUGAGAAAGGUAAAAUUCUGGACAAGACAGUGGAAGAGGCCAAUCCAUCAGUUGCCCUGGAGCUGGGGACGUACUGUGGCUACUCUGCAGUGAGGAUUUCUCGGCUACUGAAGGCAGGAGCCCGUCUGCUCACUGUGGAGUUCAACCCAGAGUUUGCUGCUAUAGCCAAACAGAUGAUUGAGUUUGCUGGAGUACAAGAUAAGGUAAAACUCCUAGAAGGCCCUUCAGAGGAAAUUAUCCCCCAGCUGAAAAAAAAAUAUGAAGUGGAUACUCUGGAUUUUGUGUUCCUGGACCACUGGAAAGACAGAUACACACCAGACACCAUCCUGCUUCAGGAAUGCAACUUGCUGAGGAAGGGCUCAGUUCUUCUGGCUGACAAUAUCAUUUUCCCAGGAGCUCCAGAUUUCCUUAACUAUGUCCGCAAGAGCCCCCAUUUCCAAUGCACUAACUACCCAUCUCAUCUGGAAUACAUGCAAGUGGAAGAUGCUAUGGAGAAGGCUGUGUUUUUGGGAUAAAGAGAAUCAUUAAUAAUCAACUUUUGUUUCAAAUGAUGUAAAUGCAACUGCACAGAUUAACUUGUCCAUGCUUUACAGGUUUUUUUUUUAAUUAUUAUUUUUUUAUUUUGGAGCUUGUAAUUAAACAAGCAGUAGUGAUCUUUUUAGGCGAGGUAGAAACCAGAAUAUGGACUAAGUUGGGUCUGUGCCAUUGUUCCACAUUAACUCUGCAAACCCAAGGUGAUGCACAUUGCCUUGCCUUGACCAACACAUCAUCAAACAACAAUCUGUCAUUUUGAGCUCAACUUGAACAACCACAAUUUGGGUUUAGGGUGGAGAAAUACUCUGCAACUUCUGAAGACUUGUGUCCCCAAGCUAAACUCAUUAAUCAUUAGCAAGAGUGAAAAAAAACAUUCAUCAUGUUGCAAGAAAAGACCAUUUCAUGUGCCCUGUUUUUGCUAAAUUACUAGCAUGCCUCUUGAUGCAGUGAAGGCUCCUAUUGUGAGAUCAGAUACUUCUUUGCACAUUUACUGCAAAAGUUAAUCAUCUCUAUGUGAGAGAAAAGAGCACACACUGAAAGAAGGCAGACCCAUGCAGUGAUGAGAACAACAAAACAGAAUUUUGAAAACACAAACAAAUAAAAUUAUUAAUCUGCCCAUGCAGAGGCAGGGAAAACUGAAGUAGUAAACAGAUUAAAAUAAAUACAGUGACAGGUAACAAAAGGACCAGACUCUUUCCAAAAGGAACACAAAACUACAUCGUAUUUGACCUGGAUGAAAUGCUGGUUUUCCCCUCGUUAUACUGUACAUACAUAGUACGUGCUUUUAGGGGCAGGGCAAGCUGCUUAUUCUGAAAUGCUGAAUAUGUUUAAAAUGUUGUAUAGAAAUAAAGUCCAGAGAGAAUGGGUUCUAGAAUGGGUUCUAGCAGGUGGGCCCUGCAUGCCUUGGUUAACCUCAGUGCUGUUACACCAUGUGAAUAGUGUGGGUCGUCACUGAGAAGAUUCAAAGCCAAAUACAAAGUCUCUAACUCACCUGAAAAUGCAGAAAUCCAGUGGCAUUUCCUAGCACAUGUCCUGCUGUGAUUAUAUAAGGCAGCAACAGUCACAUUUCUAAAUAAAAGGUAAGAAACAACAGAGCAAGGGCAUGACUUGUAAUUUUUUCCAAUGAAUUCUGUACUGCACAUGAGGCUUCCAGACGUGAAACAGACACAGAAAGAUCCAACUGUUGAAAAUCAGAGUGAAAAUCAAGGACAAGCAUUCUUGUCUUUCCCAGGAUGAAUUCUUUCAAGCCUGUUAUGAGUUUCUUCCUUGCAUAGCCCACCUUACCACAGUGGUCCCUCCCCUGGCCUGUGUGCUGCAGAAAAUCCACCACCAGGACACUACUAAGGAGCAGAGGAUCAUCAAAAGAAAACUAGAAUGGGCUAAGGUGACAGAGUCAGUUUAGAAAUGGACCAAGAAAACCACAGUGACCCAGCCAGUUUGUAAAGUGUGCAUUUCACAGGACAGGACAGGAGAAGGCAACACUAUCAGAGUUUUCCUGACAAGGUAACUGUCAGAUCAUGAAAGACACAGAUUUCCUGUACUGGGUUGGAUUAUGCAGAAGCAGCCUCAGGUGACUCUGUUGUACUGUUCUGUGUAGAGCCAACACUGAGUUCUAACACCUCCAUCUUGUACUGAAAGUCAGUGAUUAGUUCUGGUAUUCAGCUCAACUCCAAGUCAUCGGACCAAAGUCCUUCAGGUGGUUGGAAGCAAUUUUUGCAAAAUUUGCAAUGCAAAAUAAUCAAGUACAUUUACUGGCAAAUACAAGUUUGUAGGGAAAACUGGAAAAUCUGGAUACAUACUGUUGACCAGAAAAUUUGUCUGUGUACUCAAAGCCUUGACUCUAAAGAAUCCUCACUUGUGUUUAGCCCUCAACACCUUUGGAGCCAACAGACACUCCUGUCACAGCAGGGCACAUCACACAGGCUGAUGAGCAAGCCAGUCUCAGAAGGAUGAGUAAGAGUAAACAGGUAGACUCUUCUGCACUUUGCAAGAGAGGAUCAGAAUAAUGGCCAAAAUUACUGUUCAAGAGACUGUCAAGAAGAUUAGGAAAGGUGGGAACCUGUAGAGUGGAUAUUUCAAAAGAUGCAGUAGUGAAUAAUGUAUUUGUAAUACAUGUGGCAAAUAUAACAGCCACCUUUUAGUAUAAAAAGGUAUUUUAAUUCAUUAGAAAGCAUCUCCUACCUGGCAAACUGUAAAAAUAAACACAAUGUAUGUUCUAUCAGCA
Messenger RNA from Agelaius phoeniceus (red-winged blackbird), 3299 nucleotides. The record is from RefSeq and is a predicted model, not a curated record. NCBI's taxonomy places the organism in Eukaryota, Metazoa, Chordata, Aves, Passeriformes, Icteridae.